AUGUCAUCUAAUGAAACGAUAAUUAAUAUGCUACAAGAAGAAUCAUUACCAAAUCAGCAGCAACAGCAACAAAUGCAGAAUUUAUUGGAAAAACAAAAUUUACGGAAGUUACAAGAUUUAAUUACACGACAGUAUCAAUCGGUAAUAACGAAUGCUACUUCAGCAACAAUUGAUGAUGAUACAAUUCCUUCCUCAUCAUGUAUUUCUACUACUGAUCAGCAGCAUGGUGGUUCAUCAGAAAUGCAAUUUACAUCUAAAGAAACUAUAGAAGGAGAUCAAGUAGAAGAAGUCAAUAAGCAUUCAAAUGAAAUGAAAGAAGUGAAUGAAUAUGUUGCUCAGAAACGGAUCAAACGGCCAAUGAAUGCAUUUAUGGUAUGGUCUCAGAUGCGACGUGCUCAAAUUGCUAGUACAGAUGUGAAAAUGCACAAUUCUCAGAUUAGCAAAGAGUUGGGUGCAGAAUGGAGAGAAAUGAGUGUGGAAGAUAAGGCACCAUAUGUUAAGCGUGCAAAAGAAUUACGCGAAGAAUUGAUGCGUCGCCAUCCAAAUUAUGUCUAUCGACCAAAGCGUCGAUCACAUGGAACAAGCAGAAAUCUAUUCAGUAAAACAUCUGGUGUAGUUCGUUCUAUGGGCCCAUCAGUGCCGCAAGUAUCAUUUGCACGAUCGAACUCGUUACCAGUAUUGCCAGCAGUGUCUGAAGACAUUAGGAAUAUAUUAUUGGCUCGAAUGAUGCAAGAACAGCAAAACUCCUUUCUAUUAGCAGCAUAUAGCAAUCAGUUAUUAGCAGCUACAGCUUCUACUACAGCUCUUAAGGAUUAUUCAAAUUUAGAUUUAACUAAUCAGCUAAAACAAAAAACUCCAGUUGCUACCACUGCUGCAUCCAUGUUAACAUGUAGCACUGCAACAACCGGUAAUGCUCACUCGUCAACACCUGAACAGUUCAAUGCAUUUUCAGCUUUACCUUUAUUGCAAUCAUCUUUUAAUGCGAUAAAUAAUCCGCUUGGUUCUCAAUUUAAUCCUUUUCAUUUUAGUUAG
Molecule: messenger RNA, 1032 nt
Organism: Thelazia callipaeda (thelaziosis nematode)
Lineage: Eukaryota; Metazoa; Nematoda; Chromadorea; Rhabditida; Thelaziidae
Source: the annotation of a GenBank genome assembly